CGGGGAACCAAAAAUCGAAAGAAAGAUGUCUGACCGAGUCGAGCAGUUGAUUUUGGACCUUUUCGCGAUCGAGGCGGUGAAGUUUGGCGACUUCACGCUGAAGAGCGGGAUCCAGUCCCCGAUCUACUUCGAUCUGCGCGUGAUCGUGAGCUAUCCGGUCAUCAUGAAUGAAGUGGCAGAACUUCUAUGGGAGACCACAAAAAAGUCUGGAGCCAAGUUUGCAACAGUGUGUGGAGUGCCGUAUACAGCCCUGCCAUUGGCCACACUGAUGUCUGCCCACCAUGAUGUCCCGAUGUUGAUCCGUCGGAAGGAAGCGAAAGACUACGGCACCAAGAAGAUGAUCGAGGGGAAGUUUGAGAUCGGGAGCCGGUGUCUGAUCGUGGAGGACGUCGUCACCAGUGGGUCCAGCGUCAAGGAGACGGCACAGGUGUUGGAGUCGGUGGGUCUGGUGGUGACAGAUGCCGUCGUGCUGCUGGACAGAGAGCAGGGCGGGAAACAGAAGCUGAAGGAGGCUGGGAUAGAACUCAAGGGCAUCUGUGGAACAGCCCAGCUGCUGGAGAUCCUGCGGAGACAUGAGAAGAUUCCGGAGUCGGUAGCGGAGCAGGUGCGAGACUUUGUCAGGAACAACAGCUUCCUGCCGGGGCUGGAGCCGCCCGUUAAAAAGUCUAGAAAGGUCCUGAGUUACAGAGAACGAGGCGAUCUCUGUCAGCAUCCCGUUGCUAGGCAACUGUUCAGCAUCAUGGAGAAGAAGAAGUCCAACCUGGCCGUGUCAGCUGACCUCUGCACGGCCGAGCAAGUUCUGCAGCUUGCUGACCAGGUUGGACCACACAUCUGCAUGCUGAAGACCCACGCAGACAUCAUGACUGACUUCAGCACUGAGUUUGUGCAGAGUCUUACAGAGCUGGCCGACAGGCACCAGUUUAUCAUCUUUGAGGACAGGAAGUUUGCAGACAUCGGGAGCACGGUGCAGCACCAGUACCGGGACGGGCUGUACCACAUCGCCGACUGGGCGCACCUCACCAACGCUCACGCUCUGCCGGGCAGCGGCGUGCUGGAGGGACUCAAACAGGUUGGCCUGGAUAAGAAGAGAGCCUGUCUGCUGAUUGCUGAGAUGAGCUCAAAAGGAAACCUGGCAACAGGAGACUAUACUAAAGCAACUGUGAAGAUGGCCGAGGAACAUAAAGACUUCGUGGUGGGAUUCAUCAGCCAAUCACAGCUCACGGAGGACCCCACCUUCAUUCACAUGACACCAGGUGUCCAGUUGUCGGGGUCAGGUGAUGGCCUGGGUCAGCAGUACGUGUCGCCGUGGGAUGCCGUGGUCACCAGGAGAGCAGACGUCAUCAUCGUGGGGAGGGGGGUGUACAAGGAUCCAGACCCAGCCAGUGCAGCCCAGCGGUACCAAACAGCAGCCUUCGAGGCAUAUCAACAUCGACUGGCAAACUGACGACACAGUCACUUCCGUCAUGCAAUCAUCGUACGAUGGCCAUUCUUAGGAUAUCAUCCUUUUGUACUGCACAAUUCAACUGUCUUGUAGUGAAGAAAGGCUAGUCUCCACCAGACAUCUUUGCAGGCUGAAUAACUAGUAGAAAUC
Messenger RNA from Branchiostoma belcheri (Belcher's lancelet), 1591 nucleotides. Its product is annotated as uridine 5'-monophosphate synthase-like. Lineage: Eukaryota; Metazoa; Chordata; Leptocardii; Amphioxiformes; Branchiostomatidae. Gene Ontology annotation, biological process: 'de novo' pyrimidine nucleobase biosynthetic process; 'de novo' UMP biosynthetic process. The record is from RefSeq and is a predicted model, not a curated record. Bases 26 to 1444 code for a protein of 472 amino acids. The transcript has 12 exons. Gene Ontology annotation, molecular function: orotidine-5'-phosphate decarboxylase activity; orotate phosphoribosyltransferase activity.